AUGGCCUCGCUCCAGGUCUCCGACGACCCCCAUGUCAAGCCCCUUCCGAGGCCUGAAAUGUCGGAAGAUCCGCCUCGCUUCAUCAUCAUCGGUGCCGGAGCCCGAGGAAUCGGCUAUGCUAGGUGUAUCGAUAUUGCCAGCAACGGUGUCGUUGCCGCCGUGGCUGAUCCCAACAAGUACAGGCGGGAGACGCUUGGGAAGCAUCACAUCUGGGGUGGCAACGGCCCGAGCGAAGGCCAGAUGUUCCUGGACUGGCGCGACUUCGUCGAAUACGAGCAGAAGCGGCGCCAGCGAGUUGCCAACGGAGAAAUCAAUGUCCCCGAGGGCGUUGACGGCGCCUUUGUCUGCGUCCAGGAUCAGAUGCACCGAGAGGUUGUCGUUGGCUUGGCCCCCCUGGGCCUUCACAUCAUGUGCGAGAAGCCGCUUGCACCAUCACUCGAAGACUGUCUCGACAUCUACAAGUCUCUCAAGCCUCAGCUGAAGAAUAAAAUCUUCUCCAUCGGCCACGUCCUGAGAUAUAGCCCUCACAACAUGAUGCUGAGGAAACUGCUUGUCGAGGAUAAAGUCAUUGGCGACAUCAACAGCGUCGUCCACACAGAGCCCGUUGGCUGGUGGCACUUUACACACUCGUACGUGCGAGGCAACUGGAGAAACUCGGCCACUUCAGGGCCAUCGCUGCUGACCAAGUGCUGCCACGAUGUCGACCUCAUCCUGUGGCUUCUCUGCUCUCCGGAAAAGGCUGGAGAGGGCGAGCCUCAUCUUCCCGACUUUGUCUCGUCCACUGGAGGAUUACAGUACUUCAGGAAGAGCCGCAAGCCUGCUGCCGCCGGAUCAGCCACCAACUGCAUGACUUGUCCCCUCGGUGACUCUGGUUGCAAGUAUUCCGCCAAGAAUGUAUAUCUGAGUGCCAACUGCGAGGGAGUUGGGACUGGCAACACUGACUGGCCCGUCACCACCGUCGUACACGACAUUGAAGACUAUAAAACCAUUGAAGAGCGCGAAAAGGUAAUCACCAAGGUCCUGGAGGACGACUGGGACGAGUCAACUCCCAAGGACGAAGUCAGCUCGCGCAAUUGGUUCGGCCGAUGCGUCUAUGAAGCAGACAACAACGUGUGCGACGACCAGUUUGUCACCAUUACGUGGCCCGAGUCCGUCAAGCCCGCCAAGCGCGUCACCAUCCAGAUGGUGGCUCAGACCAAGAAGCAGUGCUAUCGCUUCUCCUACUUCUACGGCGAGCAUGGCGAGAUUUACACUGAUUCUGAAAAGAUUGUCGUGGAGGACUUUGCCACGAAAAAGACGGCCGUCUACACGCCGCACAUGGAGCACAAGGGCCACGGCGGCGGCGACCUGGGCCUCACGAGGCAGUUUGUCCUGGCCUGCGAUCGUGUCAAGAACCACGGAUGGGAGGCUGAAAAGGCCCAAAACGAGUUUGUCGGCUGCACCGUGGAAGAAGUGAUUCGCAGCCACGCAAUGGUCUUUGCCGCGGAAGAGGCUCGUGUGAGUAAUACUGUUGUCAGCUGGCCCCAAUUCUGGGACAACGCCACCAAGGAGUAA
Messenger RNA from Trichoderma aggressivum f. europaeum, 1554 nucleotides. RefSeq lists its product as uncharacterized. Gene Ontology annotation, molecular function: nucleotide binding. The coding region runs from base 1 to 1554 and encodes 517 amino acids. The record is from RefSeq and is a predicted model, not a curated record. The transcript has a single exon. NCBI's taxonomy places the organism in Eukaryota, Fungi, Ascomycota, Sordariomycetes, Hypocreales, Hypocreaceae.